Carassius carassius (crucian carp) is the source of this 3603-nucleotide messenger RNA. RefSeq names its product regulating synaptic membrane exocytosis 3 (gene rims3). The transcript has 7 exons. Bases 221 to 1180 code for a protein of 319 amino acids. NCBI's taxonomy places the organism in Eukaryota, Metazoa, Chordata, Actinopteri, Cypriniformes, Cyprinidae. Gene Ontology annotation, cellular component: presynaptic membrane; cytoskeleton of presynaptic active zone. The record is from RefSeq and is a predicted model, not a curated record. Gene Ontology annotation, biological process: positive regulation of synaptic transmission; calcium ion-regulated exocytosis of neurotransmitter; regulation of synaptic plasticity. Gene Ontology annotation, molecular function: small GTPase binding; transmembrane transporter binding.
CGCGCCUCUCUCUCGCUCACGCGCUCGUCAGUUGUUCGCCGCGCGCUUCUGUGGAUGCAACACUGUCCAGACACAUCAAACAAACCCAAACAAUGACAUGAUCUGCAACAACACGACAGAGACACUCCAUUAUCUGACUCACUGAACCGAUCGCGCGCCUCCGUCUGCUCGCCGUUUGCCGCCUCAGUCCAGCUCUGUGCCCAGAGGCUAGUGAGGGACCAUGAUGCUCAGCAGCUCAGUGGACGUACCCAGCCCAGGCGGGAUGAGCGCGGUGGCAGCCCGCAAUGUGGUUCGCAGUUCCAGCAUCAGCGGCGCCAUGUACAGCCUGGAGAAGAGCCCCAGCAGCACGGGGCCCGACGCCACAGGCCUGGCCGGAAACAAGAAGCGUCGCUCCAGCCUGGGAGCCAAGAUGGUGGCCAUCGUGGGUCUGUCACAGUGGAGCAAGAGCACACUGCAGCUCAACCAGCAAGACGGUGGAACAAAGAAGCUGCGCAGCACCAUCCGGCGGAGCACAGAGACAGGCAUCGCAGUGGAGAUGAGGAACCGUGUCACACGACAGGGCAGUAAGGACUCAACAGAUGGCAGCACCAACAGCAACAGCUCUGAUGGGACCUUCAUCUUCCCCCCCACUCGCCUCGGCCCUGAGAGCCAGUUCAGUGACUUCCUGGACGGUCUUGGUCCCGCUCAGAUAGUGGGGCGGCAGACAUUAGCCACACCGCCGAUGGGUGAUGUUUACAUCGGUGUGGUGGAUAGAGGGGGUCAGUUAGAGGUCGAGAUCACACAGGCCCGAGGUCUGACCCCUAAACCAGGCUCAAAGAACAUUCCAGCAACAUAUGUAAAGGUUUAUGUCCUGGAGAAUGGAAUGUGUCUCGCUAAGAAGAAAACCAAAGUGGUGAAGAAAACCCUGGAUCCAACCUUCCAGCAGUCCCUGAUGUUUGACGAGAGCCCGCAGGGGAAAGUGCUGCAGGUGAUUGUGUGGGGCGAUUACGGCCGCAUGGACAGCAAGUGUUUCAUGGGAAUGGCUCAGAUCCUCCUGGAUGAUCUAGACCUGACAUCGAUGGUGGGCGGCUGGUACAAGCUCUUCCCCACAUCCUCUCUGGCGGACCCCAGCAUCGGCCCCCUGACACGCCGACUCUCCCAGUCCUCGCUCGAGAGCGCCACCAGCCCCUCGUGCACCUAGAAACAUCCCAAUCCCCUUCUAAAUAUGCCUGUCUUCUCUAUCUCUACGUGUGUAUCUUCGUUCAAUAUACCCCGUCACUGACCCCAAACACAUGAACACACACCCUGAUAGAUAGUCAACUCGCCCCGGGGCUGGAACGCUCCUCUUUACCAAUACAGAUAUUAAGAGAUGGAUACAAAUCAGGCAUGACACAUAACACACACACACACAUCCUAGCAGAUGGAUAUGGGUGUAACCAGCAACAUGCAGUCAUAGGGUUGUGAAAAAUCAGUCACGGCUAGUUACAUACAGAUCCAUUGUCUGCAGGUCAACCGAUAGGGGCAUUUAAUAAACCCGCCGAGAAAUAUUCCUGACAAUGUAGCAUUCGUGUUGACGUCACGUCACACAGGAAGCAGAGUGGGUUUUCCAAGACUAGUAGUUUCCAGUCAUUUCUCUAUGCCAAACCCGAUAAAAAGUUGUAUUUUUUAAAACCAAAGCAAUUCUUAUUAUCUGUAGUGUUAUAUUAUAGAGUAUGGAUAUGUAGCAGAGUCAGUGACUUAGAUGAAAUGCAAAAAACAAACACGUGUUAGAAAAACUCGUAAGGUGCGGUCAUGUUAGCGAAAUUUUGCCGGAAAAGGAAUCCAUUUUCAGUUGUCGAUAUUGUAGCGACGCAUUAAGUCACUGUCAUACCAAGAAACCUUUGGAAUGGCAAUUUUGUGUGACCAACACAAAGAUGAACGAAACAUGCGUCGUGACUUUUUCGCCCUUGCGUGAAAUGGAUUGCUUGAAAUGACUGGAAUUCGCCUGUAAAAUUUUGGUAAAUGUGAUCGUACCUCUAGACUACAUUCAUAAUUAAACUUAUAAAGGGCAGGGCUUUACUCCACGUUAGGUUAUUUAUUAGAAAUGCUCACAAUUCCUGUCGCAUUAAAGUAGCGUAUUCUUUGUUUUCCUUUUAGGAGAGCUGAAUAAAUAAAUAGAUAGAUCGAUGUUUAUGUAUUUAUCGACUGCAUUCUGCACGUUAACUCGCAACCCUUGUUGAGCAAAAUAUGUAAAGUGCUAUUUUAAGCUUGCCUUUAAAAUUACGUAGACUUAUAGAUGGUAGGUUAUUUAUUUUGCUAAUGUUUCAAUCGCACUUUUUGUCUGAACAACACCAUCUGCACCGAGUUGCAGACGUAGUCGAGGGAAUCGAGCCUUCUGAAGGAGAACCAACUGUCCUGUUAAACCAGCAACCCUCACACACAGCUGCAUUGUGGGAUAUGCCGAACGGUGUCCGCUGGAAAACAAGAAAACUUUUCUUGUAGCAAGUAGCGAAGCUUUCUGGGAAGUUGAAGCCGCAUUAGACUUUACCGCCUCAAGUUGUUUUGGGUUUCUUUCUACCAGCAUUUGGAACUGUUAAAGGCCUUUUCCCGUUUCCUGUUACUCUCAGGAGGUCACGCUGAACUACAAAACACACACACACGCAACAAGAUGAGGACUGGUGAUGGGGUCGCUCUCUCAACAGGAUCUUGAAGCCCAAAUCAGAUGGUAUUCUAUAAACUCCUGGACACUUUUUUUUUUGGUCUUUCUAACCAUUGUGACUAUUCCUGUCCAAUCAGCAGUCUUCUUUAGCUUCGUCUCUGAAGCUGAGUGGCUCUAGACGGUUUCUUCAGUUGAUCUUCGGUGUUAUGGAGACUUGUGGAAGGAAAGCAGCACUGUAGGUAAAAAAACUAAGUAUUCAUCUCACUCUUGUCAGCCUCCUAGAUUAGUUUUCAUAGCUUCUCUGAACCUAUCAGAGCCGGAGAAGGUAUCAUGCAUAUCAUAGUAUCUGUGUAUCAGUUUAUUCAUGUCAAAUCAGUCACAUCUUCUGCAGAGUUGAUGCCAUUUGUGACACUAUCAGUAAGAGCCAGAACAUUAUUCAUUUCUAAAUUCCCAUAUGGAUCAUUUGCCAAAUCAUUAAAGACGUUUGUAUAAUUCAGUCUGUUUAAACUCUCCUUGAUGGAAGCGCACAAACUCUGUUGUUUGAUUCUCUGUUUUGCAUCACGAUGUUGUAGAUAGAUCUGCUUUUAAAGGCGGAUUAUGAGACCGUCAGCAAACCAUUUCAUCUGAUUUAUCAUUUUGAAUGCAUCAGUGUUUGAAGAAUUUUUGUACUGUGUUUUGUACAUGCUUUUUUUCCUAUCUGCCAACGUCACAGCUACACUGGUCAAGUUGUACAGCACAAAAUGUCACCAUUUAUCUGGAUGUUCAUAAGAAAGUGUGCCUCACAUUCCAUACUUUCAAAAUCUCGUUUUUAUUAUCCUAGGCCAUAUCAUCAAUGCACUUUACAGUACAUGAACACAUUUCAAAGCAUUGGGUAAGAUGUAUAUACUAUAAAACACUUAAUUCUCGUAAUGAAUGGUGGGUUCAAAUAGAGAUUUGUCUUUAAAGAGAAACAUUUAGUCAUUACUUGUCCCUUUAUUUAUCUUUUC